Messenger RNA from Topomyia yanbarensis, 8240 nucleotides. RefSeq names its product Ca(2+)/calmodulin-responsive adenylate cyclase (gene rut). Lineage: Eukaryota; Metazoa; Arthropoda; Insecta; Diptera; Culicidae. Gene Ontology annotation, molecular function: adenylate cyclase activity. Gene Ontology annotation, biological process: adenylate cyclase-activating G protein-coupled receptor signaling pathway; intracellular signal transduction; cAMP biosynthetic process. Gene Ontology annotation, cellular component: plasma membrane. The transcript has 14 exons. The coding region runs from base 1603 to 7932 and encodes 2109 amino acids. The record is from RefSeq and is a predicted model, not a curated record.
ACUCGAACGGUUUGGUAGCGUGCGUGACUGUUCUUCGCGGUUAUUCGACUCGUGGAAAGUGUCUGCAGUUGUUGAUUUUGAGAAAAGGUCUGUCAUAAAUUUUUUUUAGUGUUUUGUGAUUAGUGAACUUGAGGGGUUUUUUCAUCUAAAGUGAGAUUUUUUCAGCCAUAAUCCGAGCUAGUUUAGAGUGAAAAAUCAUUAUUCAAGGCAAGUUACCAGGAAGACUACUUCGAUUGAUUAAAAUUUAUAGUUUCUACCGGAGUAACUUCUGUGACAUAAAUUAAAGUGUGCUGUGUGUAGGUGGAAAGAACCAUCAUCGUACAAGUAAUAUGUCCCGUUUGAAUAAUAGCUGAACAGGAUCCUGUUUGUGACAAGUAAGCAAAAUAACACCCGAGCCUUUAUUCGGGAUAGCUGGCUUCCAUGUUCUUUUUCCGUCCAUCGUUGCGCACACCAUCCCAAUCAAAUUAUCCAACGAGAGGCAGGAAAAAAAAUCUGAAGGAAUGAACCUGUGAGCGUAUAGAUCAAAGCAAAGGGUGGACGUUUGUUUACAACAUAAAACAUUGACAUUUCCUUGCGUCGUUGGUUGCGUUUCGGAUUAGAAUCCAAUUGGAAGAAACGAUCGAGCAGCGUAAUAAUCAACGAACCGAGCAGGGACUACCGUAUCGUCGUCGUACAGCGAGACGAGUGAUACACCGCCGAAACCGAGACACGACACCGGUGCCAGUACCAGUGUGUUAUAACUGUACGUGUGUGUGUGAGUAGAAGAUACCUACCGAACGCAGUGGGCCGUGUACUGUUUUGCGAUCUAUUGUUGUGACACGGAGACCUCUCACCGGCAUGGUGGCGGUGGGUCACGUGAAAGUUCAUCUGUGCAUCUGAAGUGGCAGAUUUGAUACGAGUAAGGAGCGAAAAAGGAAUUUCCAUUAAUCCUAUAUGGCGGUCGGUGCUGCUGCUGCUGCUGCUGGGUGGCGGUGGUGGUGGAGCUGUUGCCAGUAAAGAUUGUGACGGCUAGCAAGUGCAUAAGUUCGAUAAUCAAAGGAAAAGGGGGUGUGCGUACCGAGAGAGAGAGAGAGAGAAAAGAAUAAUUAUCAUACAAAGAAAGCCGUAGUGUCAAGUCUGAUACAGACGAGGAGACGUGUCACGAUGAGAUGAAAGGAGCACAACAACAAUGUCAGUGUCAAUGAAAAGCCCAUCGUGUCAGAUUCUGAUAUUGCUUUGAUCAGACGAGGAUUGUGCGAGGUGCGACGAAGUUUUCCUGUUUUGGCGUUUUUUUUUUGUGUGCUGUUAGUUGCUCCAUUUGGGUUUUGCGAUCUGCGGUGCAGUCAAGGUUGAUUACGUUUUUUGUUGGUGCUGCUGGUGGGACUGACAGAGCACGAAAGCCGAAGGAAGAAACAAGCGAAAAAACGGAAUAUUAAUCCUGUGGCGUAGUUUGCAGUUUCAACUCUCAGCAGGCGGUGGUUCGACGGUGUUUUGGCGCUCUAUCGGCAAGGACUCCCCGAGCAUCACAUCACGCUGGACCGCUCGUAGAAAGUGCCGGGACGUUUGCGUGUGCUCGGCGCAGCGCUACUUCCCUUCCCAACCACCAACCGGCACCGGUAGACCAUGGAUCACGCGGUUCACGCGGCCCGAGGAAGACCAUGGAACAAGCUGCGCUUCGAAAACAACGAGCUAGAAUGUCUGUACCAGCGGUACACGCUAAAGCUGCAACGGUUUUCCGUGACCGGGGUGGUUGCCCUGGUGGUGGUCCUGUGUGGCGUCAUGGCCGGACUCAGCCUUGGCUACAACCAGGCACCGACGUUGCAUAACGUUUUCAACUCAUUCAUGUGCCUGCUGUUUGCGGUUGUUUUGGCACUGCUACAGUUCCGGUUGAUCCGGGACUCACACCUGCCCUAUCUCUGCUAUGGCAUACUGUUCUUCACGGCGGCCUUCUGUUUCAUCUCGAUGCCAACGGUGGGAAUUGUUUUUCCGGUUGACACACGGGAAGUGAUGGCUGAAGGCGUCUGGCAGAUUGUGUUCGUGGUCUUCCUAGCUUAUGCGAUGAUGCCGCUGCAGAUCUGGGAGGCGGUUCUGUUUGGGAUCAUACUGCCGUCGAUUCAUGUCGGACUGACUGGGUACAAUAUAUUCAAUGGGAACUUUCAGUACUUGGCGUAUCAGCAGCUGGCUGCCAACAUCGUCAUCUUCGUCGGGGUCAACGUCGCCGGUCUGGUGGUAAACGUGAUGAUGGAACGUGCCCAGCGGCGUGCCUUCCUCGAUACGCGGAAUUGCAUCGCCGCCCGGCUCGAAAUGGAGGACGAAAACGAAAAGCUAGAACGGCUACUGCUCUCGGUUCUUCCGCAGCACGUCGCCAUGGAAAUGAAGAACGAUAUUCUGUCGCCGGUUGAGGGACAGUUCCACAAGAUCUACAUCCAGAAGCACGAGAAUGUGAGCAUUCUGUUCGCGGAUAUUGUCGGUUUUACGGUCCUAGCUUCGCAGUGCAGUGCCCAGGAACUGGUGCGACUGUUGAAUGAGCUGUUCGGGCGGUUUGAUCAGUUGGCUCACGAUAAUCACUGUUUGCGGAUUAAGAUCCUAGGUGAUUGCUAUUACUGUGUUUCGGGCAUCCCGGAACCGAGAGCAGAUCACGCACGUUGUGCCGUGGAAAUGGGUCUGGAUAUGAUAGACGCUAUUGCUUCGGUUGUAGAACAGACGGACGUCAUUCUGAACAUGCGAGUUGGAAUACACUCCGGUCGGGUUCUAUGCGGAGUUCUUGGACUACGCAAGUGGCAAUUUGACGUAUGGUCCAACGACGUUACGCUGGCCAAUCACAUGGAAAGUGGGGGAGAACCUGGACGGGUGCAUGUGACCCGGGCAACGCUAGAUGCUCUCGGAGGAGAGUACGAAGUAGAAGCCGGUCACGGCGAUACGAGAGAUUCGUAUCUACGCGAUAAUCAAAUCGAUACGUAUUUCAUCGUUCCACCCGCUCACAGGAGAAAGCCGCUGAUGCUCAACACUCUGGGUGUCCGUUCGGCGUUGGGAGCGGCCAAUCGGCGUAAGCUGUCCUUCCGGAACGUAUCGAAUGUGGUGGUUCAACUGCUGCAUACCAUCAAAUACUCGGUACCGGUGCCGUUCUCCCAUAUGGCAACCGGUGGCUCGCCGUAUCCGGGCGGAAAUGGACCGGGUGGAGCUGCUGGUGCCGCUGGCGGAGGAAUGUUUCUCGAUAGAAAUGCUCGCAAGGUACUGCACUUGCAACGUCUGCUGCACGCAAAUCCGUUUCAAGCCACUCUUGCAGCAGCAGCAGCAGCAGAAAACACGGCCCUGAUGGCCUCCGCCUCCGGUAAGCGUUGCGGUGUUGAUUCGACCGGAAUCAGAACUGGCUGCCGCAGUGAUUCCACCCAGCGCGACUCGGAAAACGUCACGUUAAGAAACAAGGUAACGGACAAGUUCAAGCGACCGUUCAAGAAGCGUCACUCCAGCGUGUACCAUCAACCGUCGAAUCGGGUCAACAAGUUCCUGUCCCAGGCGAUCGAGGCCCGCAGUGUAGAUCGGGAAAAGUCCGUUCACGUCAAACGCAUUUCGUUGCAGUUUCGUGAGAAGGAAAAGGAACGACAGUACCAUCAGGACUUUGACCUGGGGUUCACCACCGCCAUGGGCUGCAGUCUGUUGCUGUUGAUUCUCAGUGCUGGUCUACAGAUUUCCGCUUUACCACGUACCUUAAUACUGCUACUGCUGUUUUUAACCGCCUUCGUGUGGAUAAGCUCGAUUCUGAUGCUGUUGCUGGCCGUUCGACUGAAGUGGAUAUUCUGGGAUUUGUCGCAGAGCUUUUCGCUACGAUUGGCUAUUACCGUGUUCACGAUCGUGCUGCUGUACUCAGUCGGGCAAGUCAAUGUGUUCACCUGUCUCUCGGACCACCCGUGCACGACCAAUUUCACCACUAAAGCCGUAGCCGAUCUACCCCUGAUGGCAGGCAGUAGCAACCUUCACCAUCACGAUCCUUCGCAGACAUCUUCUGCCGUGUUGGCCUCGCACGAAACAAACCUACCAUUUUCGGCGGGAGGUGUGCACGGUGCGGCACCGGAAUCAGCUAUGCUAAAUAACUACGCCCACCGGAAGUGCGCUCUGCCACAGUACAUCGCCCUGUCGGCUGCCUUCUCCUUCCUUACCGUGUCCAUUUUUCUUAGGUUACCGAUCAUGGUCAAAACCUUCCUGAUCACGCUGAUGGGCGUCAUGUACUGUCUGUUCAUCGAACUGUCGCACACCAACAUCUUCGACUGUUACGAUCAACGGGUCGAAUCGGCGAUCCCACUGCACACGAUUUCACUGGCGAGGAUCGUCAUUUUCAUGAUCGCGAUAUUGGCCCACGGACGGCAGGUCGAGUGGACAGCUCGGUUGGAUUUUCUCUGGCAACUGCAAGCUUCACAGGAGAAGAAAGAAAUGUCCGUACUGCAGCAGUCGAACCGGCGCAUACUGUACAAUCUACUACCGUCCCAUGUGGCGGCACACUUCCUGGAUAAUCAGUUUAGUCGGAAUAAUAUGGGUACGCUCGGCACCAAUCAGGACCUGUAUCAUCAGAGCUACUGUAAGGUUGGUGUGAUCUUUGCUAGUGUGCCGAACUUUCACGAGUUCUACACGGAAUUGGACGGGUCGAAUCAGGGUGUUGAGUGUUUACGUUUGCUAAACGAGAUCAUCGCGGAUUUCGACGAGUUGUUGUGCGAGGAACGGUUUCAGGCGAUCGAUAAGAUUAAAACGGUUGGCAGUACCUACAUGGCGGCUGUUGGAUUGAUUCCGGAGUUUAAGAUGUUACCGAGUGAUCAGGGAUCCACGCGGAAGCUGAUGACGGCGUUGAUUGACUUUGUGAAGGCUAUGCGGGUGACGCUGAAGAAUAUUAAUGAAAAUUCGUAUAACAAUUUUAUGCUGCGGGUUGGAGUUAAUGUGGGACCGGUGGUGGCCGGAGUGAUUGGAGCUCGGAAGCCACAGUAUGAUAUUUGGGGGAACACAGUGAAUGUGGCAAGUAGAAUGGAUUCGACGGGUAUUCCGGGGUACACGCAGGUGACUCAGGAAGUGAUCGAUAGUUUGCAGGGCAGUCAUUUCGAGUUUCGAUGCCGGGGGCAAAUUAAAGUGAAGGGUAAGGGAGAUAUGGUGACGUACUUUUUGUGUGAGCAGAGUGACAACAUAUUGAACGGAGGUGGGGGAGCUGGUGGUGGCAACGGGACGACAAACCGGGAACGACAGACACCGGUUCCGAAUAUAAUUUCCAAUUAUCAAACCGACAACUUUCACCAUCUGAAUAUUAAUCAUGCGAGCGCCAGUCAGCAGGGGUGUUUUCAGACGCAGGCUCCCGUUCUUCAGCCGCAGAGUUACUACAUGAAGCGGUCCGAUAUGGACAGUGGAAGUGUGAAGAACACAAAAUGGCAGAGUGGGAACGAUAGUAGUUACUCGAACAAAGAGAGUUACAACUUUCUGGAAAGUCCCAAUUUGCUGCAUCAGCAGUCAUCGGUAGGGCAGCACCAUUAUCAGCAGCAGCAACAACAGCAGUCCCAUAUGAAGGCUGCCUACAAGCAUAACAAUAUGAACAAUAACAACUUUGUAAGUGCUGGUUACCAUGGGAAUCACAACAAUCAGUCGAAUAACAACAACAAUUAUAACAAACGAAACGAGUAUUUCCAUGGGAACAACCAAGCCGGUCAGCACCAGCCAAACUAUAACAUACGCGAAAAUUUCAACAUAAUCGAAAAUCCCAACGUGAAAGAGGCGGAUGAAAACAAUUUGAACAAAAUGAACCAUCACAACGGGCACAAGGUACGAAACAACAAAAAUCACCACCACCAUCAUCAUCACCAUCGACACGAGGCUCCGCCUGCCGGUAGCACUAACCACAUAUCCGGCAAUCGAAGCGGCGUGUAUGUGACGGCAUCGGAGAACGAACCGCUUCUCGGAUCCGGAAUGGUUGGAAAUGCUAUAAUAAAACCAAUCCAGCAGAUCCAACAAAUUCCCAAAUAUGAACCACCACGUUACGCAACCGGUAACGCUGCCUUUCCGCAUCAUCAGCUCAGUAACAAUACCAACUACAACUUCCCGGUGGCACCAAGCUAUCAGCAAUCUCAGCAACCUGCACAUUUGCAAAUAACCGCCCGCCAGCACCAGCUAUAUCAACAGCAGCAGCAGCAAUUGCUGAAACAGUACCUUAAACCCCUGCCGAAGCUACCCCACGAAUUCGACGAAUCUCGCGAAAUGUCCUCCACGGAUGACCUCAGCUCCCGGCCUCGCUCUCCCUCGGUAAGUUCCUCCGACGAAAGCUACUCGAAAACCACCGAAGGCGAAGACCUCGAUGGCCAUUCACCGCUUCCGCCGCAUCAUCCCACCUACAUGAAUAACUUCAACAAUCCCCUCCAGUAUCUGUACCCCGGAGACAUCCAGGUGGACCCUAGCUCCCCACCCAAAAUGAGCCCAAUCGAUCUCGCCAACAUGAAGGACUUCGAAGUAACUACGACAGCGGAGACCAAGUCUUCCGUGCCGAACAAGGGCGAAUCGUGCAACAGUUUCGAGUACCAUGACAAAGUCGGUGGUCCUCCGCCACCGCUCUAUCCAAAAUCACCCUUCGAACGGGAGCUGCAGCGACGGCUAGCGGAGUCCCAAUCGAGACCGAUGCUAGCCGGCAAUAAUAAUUUAGACCAUCAGCAGCAACAGCAACAGGACAUGCAGCACCAUCCUCCCGUGCGGAGAGAAUCGUCUGAGAAAGUAAAAAAUGCCAACAAUUUAAUGCUAGCCAAACAUCCCGGUACGCUGGAGGCCAUCAAGGAAGCGACCAGGAAUAAGAAUCCGAGCGAGUCGAGUCAUAUGCAAACCUCCGACACCGAAUCCUGCGAAAUCAUCCAUGACUACCGGCAACCGGCGACGGGAGGAUCGAUGGACAGCAACAGUCGGCACCAUCCGCACAGUCAUCACAAUCACCACAAUCAUCACGGCGGCGGUGGCGGUCAUCAUCAGCACCAGCAAUUGACACAGUCACCUCGGCUGCACAAGCGCCAUAAUCAUCACCAUCACCAGCAGCAGCAGCAACCAAAGUACAACGCGACGAAAAAAUCCUCCAACGAGACAUCGUCCAACAUCGAAGCGGAUGAAGAUCUACGCAUGUCGAAUGAGGCAGUUUACCGUGGUCGGGGACGAGAUUCGGACGAUCUGGUGGAUGACGAUGAACCCGAUGAGGAAGUAGAGGAAGAGUCUGAGGAUGAUGACGAUGACGACGACGACGAGGAAGAGGAGGAUGAAGAUAACGGUCGACAGAGAAGGCUUGGCGCUGGUCUCGCUGCCGAACGAAGAAGAAGCAACUCGGACGCUACACGAAACUACAUUUCGGAUGAGUUGAAGUAUGGUGCCGGGCAUAACCGGGGAGAACGAGAUCGGGAUCUCAGUCAUCACAGUCACAGUCAUCACAACAAUAGCCACAGUUCGCAUCACAAUCACCAGUCCUUGGACUCGAACCAGGUCGAAAGUCAGUCGGAAUGGAGUGAUGACGAGUGCCGGGAGGAAGCGACCGGUGGUGCCGAGAGCACCGGUUACAUCACCGACGAACCCGGCCUGGAGAAUAUAUCCCUGCUGAAUGAAGCCGGUCUGACCGAUGCGGAAGGAGCCCUGUCGGAUGUGAACUCUCUGUACAACGCACCGGACGUUGACGACACUUCGGUUUCGUCCCGUGCCAGCAGCCGGCUGUUGAGUCUGGACUCGCUGAGUGGUCUGUACGACUGUGAUUUAGACUCGAAGCACGAGUUGGCCAUCGUGAACGUGUCGCACAAGAUUAGCAGUAAGUUUGGGCCUGCAUCGGGCUGUAGUAGUACGACGCCCCCGAUGACGGCAACCGUGGUAACACCGGUUACACCGUCGUCAUCAUCGGUAGCAACGGCAGCGACAGUAGUAGCUGGUGGUGUAAUGCCGGUUGCCAACGCUUCUUCCACGGGAUGAUGGGAUUUCGACGGAUGUCAGUAGAGCCUUCAGGUGGGUGGGGAAGGCUGUAAAUAGAUAGGAGGGAAAAAGGGCACUUUCACAGGAAGUCGAGGUAACGAACUCACGCAACCUUAAGGGGUAGAUAGUAUUGCAGAUUAUUGCUGCGAAGAAGACGGUAAUUAUGUAAAAUAGUAACUUAUUAUUAUUAUUGGGAAGCAAAGUGAACAGGCUAUUACAAAGCAGUGGCAUUUCUUUUCUCGCUUGUGCUAUAAUAUAGAACAUGCAUUUGUAUGGUUAUUUUAUGGUUAAAAUCAGGAAACUAAAAA